This is a messenger RNA of Strongylus vulgaris, 314 nucleotides long. Lineage: Eukaryota; Metazoa; Nematoda; Chromadorea; Rhabditida; Strongylidae. The record is from the annotation of a GenBank genome assembly.
AUGAAGCGUCCUAAGCUAAAGAUACGAAAGCGAGUGUUGGAUGGCAAUGAUUCUCCACGCAAGGAUCAAAGCCACACAUGUCAGAAUGGACUUAAACUGCUCAUAAUCGCCGCAAUAGCUAUUAUUCCAUACAUUCCCUCACUCAACGGUGACUUUGUCUUUGACGAUUCAGCCACCAUCAUCAACAAUCCUAUUGUCACAGGAAAAAGUGAGCUGAAACAGGUUUGUCGCGGAUUCUCUCUUUUCUUGCAACAGUUUUUACAGGUAGAUCCUCUAACUGCUAAUUCGCAGUACCAUUAUCAUUGCGAAUAACA